UCAUCACGCAUCGUUUCUAAACAAUGCUCAGGAAAAAGCCACGUUGACGAUACAGACUGAAGAGUAGUGGACAGUUUUGAGGCAGAAUAAAGCAGAGAUUUGCUUUGUUUGGACGGUUCGGUUCCUGCCGGCAGCAGACUGCACAUCAGAGCAGGCAUGUCGUCGCCCCCCAAGGAGAAGGUGGAAACGAAAGGCGGACAUCUCCCUGCAGUAAAAGCAGGGGGAAUGAGGAUAGUGCAGAAACAUCAGCCAACUCCUGCACCAGAGCCGCUUCCGAAAGAAGACGAGGAGGAGUACGUCAGCAGCAGCCCUCCGAAGGUCCCGGUGAUUGUUUCUGGAGUGGUCACAAAGGGCGAUAAAGACUUCACGCCCGCAGCCGCUCAGGUGGCCCACCAGAAGCCCCAGCCUGGUGUCCCCAAGCUGCCGCCCGCGCAGCACAUCAACCAGCACAUCCACCAGCCCCGCAAGUGAGUGGGACCAGCAGGCUCCAGCAGCUCUGCUUUUACUCCACCAGCCAGCCUUCCCAAUGGAACACGUAGGAUGAAGAUGGUUCCCAACCAGGGCACAGACCUCUGCUAAAUGAUCCCAGUAAUUUUUUCUUUUUUAAAAUUUGCUUCUUGCUUUACAUGUUCGAGAAAUGUUUCAGCAGCUGAUGCCACAUGUCAGUGCAAGUAUCGUAGAAGUCCUGCUCGUGCCGUGCUGCGUCGGUGCCGCACUACUGUUUCUGCACUUUCAUGACCUGACCUCUCCUUCGCAGGGAUUGUUCAAUAGCUCAUCAGUCUUAACUUGAAAUAUACUGAGCUUUUCUAGCAGCAGGGGAUGGGGGAAACAAAAAUGAUUGUGGGUUUAGCUCUCUUCGAGCUAAAGCAGCCAAUCACAACCGAGCAAACCCAACAACCUCAGCGGAGCCUCGGCUCCAGGAUUUCUUCCAGUAAACCAUAUACACCAAACAAAUUAAUGCAACACAUCAUGUUGUCACAUUUUAACUGCAGAACCAAACAGUGUAUCAAAGAUAAACAGAGAACGUCAAACUAAUUACUGUAUAAUAGACAGUAUUAACCUGUCAGAGCAUGUGCAAGCAAUUUAAGCGCAUUAUGUUUGUUCCUGUGUGCCAUUUUAAUGCAAGAAAUCAUAGAAAAUGGUUUAGUAGAUCACAAAAUUGAGCAAGAACUUAAAAUCAACAUUGAUGCUAUAUACUGCUUCUUUGUUGAAAACAAAAAAGACAAGAAAAAAAGCACAAUAUCUAUGAUGUCUUAGCAUUUGUAGCUUUUGGACCAUUACAAAGCCCAUUAGGUUUAUUCCCAUUUAAUUAUUUCUUACUAUUCGUAUAUAGGCGAGUUUCAAUGCCUCAUUCCAGUCCGUGUUAAAUAACGUCUAUUUAAUCCACGGUACAGCGGAAAUAAUGCCAAAAAAAAAGUCAAAAAACCUGAAGAAAACUUCAGCUUUUGGGAAACAACUGAAGGAUGCUUUGUGUUUGGUUUAAACAUCAAACAAGCCGUUUAUUGAGUACAGAGAUGAGCUAUCAAGUAAAGGUAAUAAUGCGCUAACAUUAGGAUAAUUACACAACAUUCCACGCAUCAGUUUGCUAAGAGAAUAACACAUUUGUUUGGGCUGCAGCAUAGAGAUUUAUUUGCAUAUCAGCAGCAGAAACCCCAUAAUUCAUAUUUAAAGAAAUAAAACCAGAUCACUGCUAUUUUUUUUUAAUUACUCAUUUUCUUACAAUUAGUCAGUUGAUGCAACACUAAGGUUUGGGUUUUCAGGAAAAAAAAAAGUAUCUUAUCAUGAAGAAAUCAUUAUCUGUGUCCAUGUAAUUAAGUUGAAAAGGUUUCAGUUUUGUUCUGUGCUUCUUUUUUUUCUUCUUUUUUUUUAAGUGAAUCACUUUAAAUGUCAAAAUCUUGAGUCAUUGAAGUGGACUUGGGUGUUAGGUGUGGUUGUCGUAGUAAAUAAAGGUUUGGAAUAUCUUGAA
This is a messenger RNA of Xiphophorus maculatus (southern platyfish), 1966 nucleotides long. It is a transcript of the gene dap, whose product is annotated as death associated protein. Bases 157 to 471 code for a protein of 104 amino acids. The transcript is spliced from 4 exons. The record is from RefSeq and is a predicted model, not a curated record. Lineage: Eukaryota; Metazoa; Chordata; Actinopteri; Cyprinodontiformes; Poeciliidae. Gene Ontology annotation, biological process: cellular response to amino acid starvation; apoptotic signaling pathway; negative regulation of autophagy. Gene Ontology annotation, molecular function: death domain binding.